Ooceraea biroi (clonal raider ant) is the source of this 927-nucleotide messenger RNA. RefSeq lists its product as uncharacterized. NCBI's taxonomy places the organism in Eukaryota, Metazoa, Arthropoda, Insecta, Hymenoptera, Formicidae. The record is from RefSeq and is a predicted model, not a curated record.
AUGGCUGUGCACCAUUCACCAAUACGCGGUACCGAGGCGGACGUGUCAACCGACCACCUAGCGAGUGGAGGUUCACCGCUCGUUGAAGCAGGAAGCGUACCUGCGCAAACACGAUCGCUGAGAUCGGCCGGCCGGUUGCAAGAAACAUUUGUAGCCGAAUUUCGCAACGUGCGACUUCCUACAUUUUGGAAGAAACGCCCCGCUUUGUGGUUCAUUCAAUUGGAGAGCGAAUUUACCGCAUAUCGCGUACAUUCCGACGAUAUAAAGUUUAGUGCGAUCAUUCGACAUCUCGACGAAGAGACGAUGACCGCAGUGGCUGACGCUCUUGAAUCGCCGCCUGCAAGUGACAAGUAUACACACCUUAAGAGCGUUUUGAUUGAGCGUUUUACGGAUUCACAGGAGAAACAGCUGCGCAAGUUACUUUUAGGAAUAGAACUAGGCGAGAAAAAACCCUCAGUCUUGUUACGUGAGAUGAGGACAUUGUCAGGCGCAAACGCUACGGACGGCCUGCUGCGCACAUUAUGGAUACAACGCUUGCCAGAGAGAAUCCAGGAACUUCUUACGAUGUUCGACGAAGCCAGUUUGACCAAGUUAGCGGACUGCGCAGACAAGGCUUGGGAACACUCCACGCACUCGGUGGCAACCACGUUAAACGUAACGCCAUCGGACAACGCAUUGCAGACACUUACGCAGCAGGUACAAGAAUUAAUUAAAUCAGUUACAGCAUUGCAAACACGUGAUCGCGACGAGAGCAGUAAAUGGAAACUGUCACGUAGCCGACAACGUAGUACAAACCGUUCGAAGACUCCACAGAGGGGAGGCGAAUGUUAUUAUCAUCGGCGUUUCGGUAACAAAGCACGCAAGUGCGAACCGCUAUGCAGUGCGCAACCGGCCAUCGCAGACGCUGCUAAUAAGGGAAACGAGUGA